This is a messenger RNA of Ostertagia ostertagi, 564 nucleotides long. Lineage: Eukaryota; Metazoa; Nematoda; Chromadorea; Rhabditida; Trichostrongylidae. The record is from the annotation of a GenBank genome assembly.
GUGGCUGGAAUCGAAUUGCCCUUCGACUCGUGUAAUGUCGCUCGUACUCGCUCGUUGAACCCACGGGGUGUUUUCGUCACCACAACUGUUGUGGUUUCAUUCCAUCCUCAGUUUGUGACCAAAGUUGACCGAGCCUACCGAAUCCAGUGCUUCUACAUGGAGGCUGACAAGACCGUAUCCACCCAAAUCGAAGUCUCUGAUCUUACCACAGCUUUCCAGACUCAGAUUGUCCCCAUGCCCGUCUGUAAGUACGAGAUUCUCAACGGCGGUCCCACUGGAGAACCCGUGCAAUUCGCCACAAUUGGACAACAGGUUUACCACAAAUGGACUUGCGACUCUGAAACUAUUGACACCUUCUGCGCUGUCGUGCAUACAUGCACGGUUGAUGACGGAAAUGGCGAUACUGUCCAGAUUCUCGACGAAAAUGGUUGCGCUCUUGACAAAUUCUUGUUGAACAAUCUUGAAUACCCAACUGAUCUGAUGGCUGGACAGGAAGCUCACGUUUAUAAGUACGCCGAUCGUAGUCAGCUAUUCUACCAAUGCCAAAUCAGCAUCUCCAUCAAG